Molecule: messenger RNA, 1201 nt
Organism: Umbelopsis ramanniana AG
Lineage: Eukaryota; Fungi; Mucoromycota; Umbelopsidomycetes; Umbelopsidales; Umbelopsidaceae
Exons: 2
Coding region: 108-989 (293 amino acids)
Source: RefSeq, a predicted model, not a curated record
GCGUGCCCACUUCCACUAAUGAACGUGGAAUCCAUCCUUAUUUAGAUCACGUGCUCUGUUCAUAAUGGUGUCUUUGGAACAGGUGACUGCCAAUACUGUUGACCUCCAUGUCCAAGCAGCCGAAAUCAAUCUUCUCCUCAGCAGUAAGCGAUUUGGUGCGAGCUGCUGCAGGAGGAGAUACUAGCAAAGUCGCCGAUGAAGAUCUUGAUAAAUAUGUUGCUGAUAUACUUCUCCGUGAAGCUCAAGUAAAUAAGAAAAAGUAUAACGACAUCGGUGUGAAAGCCUACCUCCCCAAUUCCGGAACUCCUCCAAGCACACUUCCCAAGAUGAACAAAAGGUUUUUGCUGAAUGUCGUCAAAGCAACUGACAGUCACAAUCAAGCACUUAUUCGAGCCACAGAAGAGCAAGCACAAGCGAAUAGACGGCGAAUUGAACGGGAAGAAAGAGAUAGAAGUAGACGCCGAUCAAGGUCUCCUACAUCCAUAGCAAAACGAUCAAGACGCUCUAGGAGUCGAUCGCCAUAUAAAGACUACGAAAGGCGCGAGCGGGACCGAUCAAGCUCACCUACAUCAUCACCACGUCGCCACCAGUCGGUUGAUACCCAUCCUGACAAUUCGUCAAGCUCUGAGUCCUCUGAGGAUGAAAAAACUGUCACUUUUAAAGGUCGAGGCAAUAUUACUGCAGGAGGUCCUUCGGCUAUGGACAAAUAUUUUUCGAAAUCUUAUGAUCCAAGCCAAGACACCGGCAAGGUUGUUGACGAGGAUGGCUGGGUCGAUAGCCAUGCACAUAGCAAAAAGAAAAAAAGUAAAUCUAAAAAGAGUAAAUCCAAGGGCAAAGAAGAAUCGUUGCGAAAGCAUAAACACAAGAAAUCCAAGAAAGAAAAGACAUCAGACGCCAACCAUCGUUCACUGAAUGAUGGUAUUGUAUAUAGCAAAGGUGUUCGUGAAUGGGACGUUGCAAAAGUUCAUAAUGCCAGUAAAUUCUCGUAAACAACUGACUGUAAAGACGUAUUAGGCUUGUGGUCAUCGGUAUCAUUAGCAGCUCCUUCUGUACUAUUUAGCAAUCUUGGAAGAAAUACACUGUAUAAUUCAUGCAACGAAACUUUUGCUGUCUUUGUUCGGUGGUUUCUUAAUUUGUACGUGAUCACUCUUCAUAAAGAGCCAACCGCGUGACACUUGGAAUAUGCCGGUUCGCACCAUCU